Rhipicephalus sanguineus (brown dog tick) is the source of this 2415-nucleotide messenger RNA. Its product is annotated as mitochondrial import receptor subunit TOM20 homolog. The coding region runs from base 109 to 582 and encodes 157 amino acids. The record is from RefSeq and is a predicted model, not a curated record. NCBI's taxonomy places the organism in Eukaryota, Metazoa, Arthropoda, Arachnida, Ixodida, Ixodidae. The transcript is spliced from 5 exons. Gene Ontology annotation, cellular component: mitochondrial outer membrane; mitochondrial outer membrane translocase complex. Gene Ontology annotation, biological process: protein targeting; protein import into mitochondrial matrix; tRNA import into mitochondrion. Gene Ontology annotation, molecular function: transmembrane protein transporter activity.
CUUUCGCAACGCGUGCGCUGCUGACGGUGGUGUGUGGCUGGUGACCGGGGUUGAUUGUUCGUCAUCCGAGGAUUUUCGGAUUUUCCACGCCAAAGAAUUUCAGCCCACAUGGUUGAGAUGAGCGUUAUGGUAUCGAAGACUGCGCUUAGCGUUGCUGCCGGCGUUUGCGGCACUCUCUUCAUAGGGUACUGUAUUUAUUUCGACCGAAAGCGUCGGAGCGACCCGCAGUUCAAGCAAAAGCUGAGGGAACGACGAGCCAAGGCACAGCAACAGAAGGAACAAGCACGCAGGGGUACUGGAAAGUUGCCGGACCUGAAGGACUACGACGCAGUACAGAAGUUCUUCAUCCACGAGGUACAGAUGGGCGAGGAACUGCUGGCACAAGGUGACAUUGAGAACGGCGUAGAGCACCUGAGCAGUGCGGUGGCCGUCUGCGGCCAGCCCCAGCAGCUGCUGCAGGUGCUGCAGCAGACCCUGCCUCCCCAGGUGUUCCACCUGCUCCUGCAGCGCCUGCCCGUUGUCUCGCAGCGCCUAGCGGACAGUGCCGGAGGACCACCGCUCGUUGAAGACGACGUCGAGUAAGGGUCAACACCGGCACCUCCAGGCCACACCCGUCACCAUCCAGCCACCCGUCUUGGAACACUGAUUGGAACAAGUCCCCAUCAAGCCUGGAAGUCGAGAUGCUUUGGUGCAGGCGUCUGCAUAGCUGAUUUGUACCAUGGACUGUUGGGAACCGUUCUGUAGUUUGUUUGAUUUAUUAUUUUUUUCUAUUGCAUUUCUUAAAUCUCUCUGCUCCCUAAAGGUCAUCCAUAAACGUAAAAUUGUGUCACUACCGAUAAACGUCGCCUUGUGAUGCUGCUGACGUUUGUUUUCUAAACGCAGAAAUCUGAAACCCAAAACAACGGCAAAUGUCCACGGAUCGUACUGCAUUUUGCGUAUCGUUUGGCAUAACAUUUGAUUUUGCCGCUGAUGCAAAAAUUUGAGACGAAGUGUCAUGUCAGUCUGCGUCACUAAGUGAUUGAAAAUAUUGUUAUUCGUUUUAUGAAAGCGUAUGCAAGUGGGGAAUUAUUGCUGACCCUACUAACGUAGUCAAGAUUUCUGCUACGUUGGCCCGAGAAAUGCCACAUUUUGAUUUUAGAACUGAGUUUUUGUAUUUUGCUCAAUAUAUUUGGUAACUUAGUCAAGAGUUAAGUUUGUUUCACUAGCUGCAGUGUGCAUCUCUUGAGUUCACGUUUGCAGAUCACAUUCUCUGGAUGUACCGCGUCACACUCUGUAUUGAGUUUCUUUCCUCUCUAGCUGUUUACGUGCGCUUGACUGUUACGUUAGUUUCUGUAACGGCACAGGGCAUUCUGUUGUCUCUGUUUGCCCUCCCUCCAACUGUGUCGGAUAAUAGUUGUUGAAGAGAAAAGGGUAGAUGGAAACUUCACCCUAACAAGGGUUGCAAAUGGCCGGCUCAGUAGACAAGGAAGUGUUUCGAAGCUCGUGUAACUGUUGCGUAGAACUUGACAAAGCUCAUUUACUUUAUGACUGCUCCAAAGUAGCCUGGCUACAGUGUUAUGCGUUAUACCUUGGCCACAUGUGACACUUUCGAUCCUAUUUGGGCUUAGUCAGAAUUGAAUGUGUCGCCUGCGAGUGAGGUACUGUAAGAAAGCUACCACGUCGCGGAAGUAUUAAACGAAAAAAACACGCUCACCAGCAGGCUAGUUGUUCAGCGAGGUGAUGACAAGCGCGGGUGAGGCAACAGCUGCAUUUCAAUGCAUGGGCCCUGCGACCACUGGCUGUAAUUUCACUCUACAGCGUUUACUUGAAAAGCUAAAAUUGGCACACCCAUAUUACAGCAUGCGAGGAAGCAAACACGAAUCAGACCAUCUUGCAGUAUUAGCUAACACAGACACGAGAGACGGCUUAUCACCGACAAGAUCAGAUCAAGAGGGGCUUCUGAUCAUUCUUUCUUGGGGCAACCUUGGGGGAGGGGGGGGGCAAUAAUGAAUUUUACUGUUGUUAAAAUUUUCUAUGUGAAACUUAUCAAGAGUAAUGGGAGUGUUGAUGGUUCGUUAUUGAUUUCCCCGGCAUACUGUCACCGAUACUGACAAAAAUCCUGAAUCAUUCACGCCUCUCGUACGUUACUGUAAUAGCCACUGUACUAUAGCUUUGUUUCAGUGCACUGAAUUCGCGACACAUUUGCUCAUACGUGAAACAGUGCGAGCAAAAGACUGAACACGCACGCAACAGGAGUUGAGGCUUACCGCAAGUCCUAACUUCUGUUGCGUGCUUACUAUCCAGCCAUUUCUUUUCUUCUUGCCUUAAAACUGUGAAAAAAUGUUGUAUACUAGUAAGGCCAGAUCUCUGUUAAUGCCAGAUCAAGUUAUUUUGAAAGACAGUGAUUACUACCAAAUAAAACCAGAUUGACUUUUA